Molecule: messenger RNA, 439 nt
Organism: Callorhinus ursinus (northern fur seal)
Lineage: Eukaryota; Metazoa; Chordata; Mammalia; Carnivora; Otariidae
Source: RefSeq, a predicted model, not a curated record
ACACUUUUUGAUUUUCACAUCCAUAACUCCCAGGAAUUUAGGGUGUGAAUUUGGGUAUUGGUAAAGUGGCUUUUCUAUGUUCUUAUUUUCUUGGAAAUUGAUUUUACAAGUAUUAUUUUACUGGGAUGCUUAUCAACAUUUUCAUUUUUUUCAAAGUGUUGACUUUAAGGUGAAAACAAUUUCAGUGGAUGGCAAUAAGGCUAAACUUGCAAUUUGGGAUACUGCUGGUCAAGAGAGGUUCAGAACAUUAACUCCCAGCUAUUAUAGAGGUGCAGAGGGUGUGAUAUUAGUUUAUGAUGUCACAAGAAGAGAUACCUUUGUCAAAUUGGAUAAUUGGUUAAAUGAAUUGAAAACAUACUGCACGAGAAAUGACGUAGUAAACAUGCUGGUUGGAAAUAAAAUUGGUAAGGUAAGAAGUCAGACACUUGGCAUUUUGACU